Molecule: messenger RNA, 822 nt
Organism: Serendipita indica DSM 11827
Lineage: Eukaryota; Fungi; Basidiomycota; Agaricomycetes; Sebacinales; Serendipitaceae
Source: the annotation of a GenBank genome assembly
AUGCCUCCUACAAAUGCGUGUGAUGAUGCCUCUCCACAUUCAACUGACGAUCAGCAACUGUCUCCGAGUGUAUCGGAUUCCAUUCGCAUCGAGUCUAUGAGUCGUAUCGAUCAUGGCCAGCCGACGCUGGCUGGUGCUUUUGGAACCCCGCCUACUCCCAGAAAGCCAGUGGCCUCCCUCACUUCGAGUAUUUUGAAGACACCACAAUCCUCUAGCUUGUUCAAAUUUUCCGUACCAGGAAGACCACGAUCCGUUCAAGUCGGCGAGAUACCACCAGCGACGCGUCCAAGUAACCAUACCCUCUUAAGAUCAGCGCCGCCCAAGCAGAAUGAGUCGAGGGGAUAUUUCUAUGGCCUCGGAUUUCUGAUGAGUCCAAGCGGAAUCUCUCCUGCCUCGCGUAUCGGCAUGGCUGAUACGUUGAAUCGGCGUCCUGUUCUCCUUUCUGGAGACGAAAAGAGCGACUCUCACGGAGAAAUUGAGGAGCACAAAAUGCGGAACGCUGAGGGCGAUAUAAGUGCCGCGCAGGACGGUGACGAGAAUCAGUUUACACUGGGGACGCCAAUAUACACUUUGGGUCUCGCCGUACAGACACCGAAACGCUCGAGAAAGUCUGAAGGGAACGCUACAAGGAGUUCUCCCUCGUAUAGUGCAGCGAAAGUUCCGACCCGAAAGCGAAAGAGAUAUACGACGAGCGGACUAGAGACACCAACACCUCGCUCAAAGUAUGCCAGGAUUGACCCAGACAGGCUGGUGGCAUCUCCUCUCGAGAUAUCUCUUCUGGGUCGGACUCAGCCAUCCAAUUCGAAUCGCAAGUUUAUGUAG